GCCCCACGGUGCUGGAGGUUUUCAACACCCUCCUGCGGCAGCUGCGCCUCAGCAUCGACUACGCCCUCACCGGCACCUACGACGGAGCCGGGAGCGGAUCCGGGAUCGGAGCCGGGAUCAGCCCUGGGAUCAGCCCCGGGAUCAGCCCUGGGAUGGGCUCCAGGAUCAUCAAGGAGCAGGAGGAGAGGAUGUUCCAGGAGGCCGUCAUCAAAACCAUCGGCUCGUUUGCCAGCACGCUGCCCACGUACCAGCAGUCGGAGGUGAUGGUGUUCAUCAUGAACAAGGUGCCCCUGCCCUGCUCCCAGCAUUCCAUGGAGCCGGGAAAAGACGGGGAGAACCGGAACCGCCUGACCCAGAUCAUGCUCCUCAAAUCCCUGCUCCAGGUGUCGGUGGGAUUCCAGUGCAGUAACAUGCUCACAGCUCUGCCCAGCGCAUUCCUGGACCGGCUGCUCUCCGCUGCCCUCCUGGAAGAUCCCGAAAUCCGCCUCUUUGUCCUGGAGAUCCUCAUCAGCUUCAUCGACCGCCACGGCAACCGCCACAAGUUCUCCCCCAUCAGCACCAUCAGCGACAUCUCCGUGCUGAAGCUGAAGGUGGAGAAGUGUUCCCGCCAGGACAGCGUCUUCAUGAAGAAGCACGGGCAGCAGCUGUUCCGCCACCUCUUCCUGGUGUCCAAGGAGGAGGACAACGAUGGGCCCCACUACGAGGCCAUCUACACCCUGCUGGUGCUGCUGAGCAUCGAGCUGGCCAACGAGGAGGUGCUGGUGGACCUCAUCCGCCUCGUCCUGGCCGUCCAGGAGGUGGCGCAGGUGGCGGAGGGGGGGCUGUGCCCGUCGGGGCGCUGUGCCCUGCUGGCCCUGGGGGCCGCCUACCUCAACCUCAUCGCCCAGCUGCUCGCCCUGCCAGCCCUCUGCCAGCACGUCCACCAGGUGAUCCAGGCCCGCCAGAAGGAGGCCCCGUUCCUGCUCCCCGAGGACGCGUUCGUGGAGAACCCCCGGCCAAUCCCAAACCUGGAUCAGCUGGGGCCGGAGUUUUUCUUCUGGCAGAGCAAGAUCAGCGAAGGGCUGGGAGGGAGCGGGUACAGCCUGGAGCGCCUCAGCAUUCCCUACGUCCCACAGCUCACCGACGAGGAUCGCUUGUCCAAGAGGAAAAGCAUCGGGGAGACCAUUUCCCUGCAGGUGGAGGUGGAAUCCCGGAACAGCCCCGAGCGGGAACAGAGAGCUCCAGCUGAGGAGAUCACCUACGAGACGCUGAAGAAAGCGAUCGACAGCGUGGCCGUGGAGGAGCAGGAGCGGGAGCGGCGGCGCCAGGUGGUGGAGAAAUUCCAGAAGGCUCCGUUCGAGGAAAUCGCCGCCCACUGCGGGGCCAGGGCGUCGCUGCUGCAGAGCAAACUCAACCAGAUCUUCGAGAUCACCAUCCGGCCUCCUCCCAGCCCCUCGGGCACCGUCACGGCCGCCUACGGCCAAUCCCAGAGCUCCAUCCCGGUGUACGAGAUGAAAUUUCCGGAUCUCUGCGUCUACUGAGCCCUGGGAGCGCUGGGAAAUCCCCCUGGAAAACAUUCCCGCGCCGGGAAAAGCGGGGACACUCCCGGAAUUCCUGCUGGGAAUCCUCUCUCUCUCCCCCCCCUCUGGCCUGGAGCUUUGGGAAGGAAGGGCGGGAAUGUCGGCUGGGAGUCCAUCCUGGGGAUUUUUGGGAAGAGAGGAUGGAAGGGAUUGGGAAUGCGCCUUUCCCUCCUGGAAAAAUCCCGACAUUCCCUCGGGAUGAGGCCGGGAGAGGCAGGAUAGGACUGGGAAGGGAAGGGGGGGGAUGAUCCCAACCCCAAAUCCCGGUGGGAAUGGGGAGGUGGAUCCCGGGAAUUCGGAUCCCUGGACGGGUUGGGAUCCAUCCCGGAAAAGGGACGGAUUGUGCCAGGCUGGAGCAGGGAAUUCCAGCAGCCUGGCUGGCUCCAGGUCAUUCCAACCCACCCUUUUCCCUUGGGAAAAAUCCAUCCGUGGGAUUGGGGUUUUUUUGUGUGUGGAAAAGCCACAGGAUGAAUUUCCAGGCUGGGAAUUCCAUGGGAUGCCUGGAAUGGUGACAUUCCAGGGAAUAUCAGCACAUCCAACAACACCACCACCCCCCUCCUCCUCGUUGGAUGGAGUUUCCAGGGUUUUUUUUUUUUUGGAAGGAGUUCCUGCUUCCAAAACAAAAUUCCCAAUUUGUGGAGCGGGAAAGUCCGACCUCGGGAACUGCGAGGAAAUCCCGGGAAAACGCUGGGAAAAAGAGGAAUUUAUU
This is a messenger RNA of Myiozetetes cayanensis, 2268 nucleotides long. RefSeq names its product protein EFR3 homolog B-like. Gene Ontology annotation, biological process: protein localization to plasma membrane. The transcript is spliced from 14 exons. Gene Ontology annotation, cellular component: plasma membrane. The annotation marks the transcript as partial. The record is from RefSeq and is a predicted model, not a curated record. NCBI's taxonomy places the organism in Eukaryota, Metazoa, Chordata, Aves, Passeriformes, Tyrannidae.